Schizophyllum commune H4-8 is the source of this 1520-nucleotide messenger RNA. Its product is annotated as glycoside hydrolase family 43 protein. Gene Ontology annotation, biological process: carbohydrate metabolic process. The transcript is spliced from 6 exons. The coding region runs from base 358 to 1332 and encodes 324 amino acids. NCBI's taxonomy places the organism in Eukaryota, Fungi, Basidiomycota, Agaricomycetes, Agaricales, Schizophyllaceae. The record is from RefSeq and is a predicted model, not a curated record. Gene Ontology annotation, molecular function: arabinan endo-1,5-alpha-L-arabinosidase activity.
GGCGCCCAAACCAGGGCCCAGCCUCCUGUCGCCUCGAACCGCCACCGAGAAUGAAUGCAGUCGACAACUCGACAAGGCACGGAGUCCCUUCGUACCUGUGCCCGCAAAAGCGGUACUUCCUCGGUCUCCACGGGUCCUUCCAGCAGGCAGCUCUCGCGCUCAUCUGUGAACUCGCCUCCCUUCCCUCCCGCAGCUGCUUCACGCGGGUGUCGCGGGCACCUGUGCUCUGCGUCAAAUGACGACGACCGGGGUGGACAUUCUUAGCCUCCUCCCCAAGAGCGCUGAGGAUAUAAGAGAGAAGAGAAUGAGCGGAGGACUCCAGCGCCUCGCUAACUCCCUCGCCUCCAUUCAACAGUCAUGAAGUCCCAGCUCCGUUCCUUGGUCCUCGCGCUUUUCGCCCUCGGCGUCUCUGCCACCCCGAACCCGCUCGCGGGCGGUUCGAGCACCGUCGUCCGUGACCCUGCUAUGUGGUACAAUGCCGAUCUCGGGAAAUACUUCGCCUUCUCCACCGACGAGGGCAUCCGCAUCUUCACCUCCCCCUCCCUCACGGGCCCCUGGACCCGCACCGGCUCCGUCCUCCCCAACUGCUCCUCCAUCCAGCUCGACGGCAACUGCGCCCUUUGGGCCCCCGAUGUGAACUACAUCGACGGCGAGUAUGUCCUGUACUACUCCGUCUCGUCCGUGGGGUCGCAGAACUCGGCCAUCGGCGUCGCGACCUCGCCGUCGAUGGAGGAGGGGACGUGGACGGACCAGGGCGAGGUCAUCCGCUCGAACCCGGGGGACGUGUACAACGCGAUCGACCCGAACAUCAUCGAUGCGAACGGGCUGAAGCUCGCGUUCGGGUCGUAUUGGACGGGGAUGUAUCAGGUGGGGCUGUGGCCGGAUAUCAAGACGAGGGCGUCGGACCUCCCAGGCACGCAUCUGGCUGGCAACGACGGGCGCGCCGCGGAGGGCGGCUUCGUAUACAAGUCGGCCGCGUCGGAGUACUACUUCAUGUUCUUCUCUGAGGGUGUGACGCCGUUUGUUGGUGCCACCACCCGCCCGGACCCCGGCGACGAGUACAAGGUCCUCGUCGGCCGCGGCGCCAGCGGCCAGGGCCCCUUCUACGGCCCCGCCGGCAACGAGCUCACGCAGCCCGGCACGGGCCAGCUCGUCCUGGGCUCGCACGACAACGUCUACGCGCCAGGUGGCCAGAGCAUCUUCCUCGACCCCGUCAGCGGCCGGGACGUCAUCGUGUACCACUACAUCCCGAACGACGCCUUCGGCGGCCCGUCGUACCUCGGCAUCAACUACCUCGACUUCUCGAGCGGGUGGCCGGUGGUUGUGGACUGAGAGUCUCCUUCCUGGCAGCUUGCAAACGUCGUCGACAACGAACCGCAUCCGCGACGGAAAUCAAUGCGUGCGCGUUGAACAGCCACGCACGGAACUCACGACAUCUAAUUUAUCUUCACUGGGUCAUAUCUCUGGGAUCGUAUAUACAUUCGCUCUGGUAAUAAUAACGGAUUUCUCGGGCUUCAUCG